AUGGCAUUUAUGUUCAAUCUCGGAAAUUUAAUUAAAUCUUACAAGCGCUUACCUUUUUGUGGUAGCAGCUGUAGAACUUCAAAUACUUACAGAUUUAUCUUCGAACAUGGCAAAAAAUUUAGCGAUAAUUUAUCCUUUUUUAAUCAGAAACGGAAUUUUGUUCAUCCUUCAAAACCUCAUUUUAUUCCUAGUACUUUAGUUUCCGAGUUGAACGAAAAUUCUAAUGCCAAGAUUAAACCAAUAUCUGAUCACUUAAGAAAACAUGCUAAACCCAUUUCAGAUGAAGCAUUUGGUUACUAUUUGGCAGGAUUAAUUGAAGCUAAUGGACGCAUUAGUAACGAUAAAUUGAAGUUAACUUUUGAUGAAAAAGAUCACUCUUUAGCCUAUUUUAUUAAAAAACGUGUAGGCUAUGGUAAGGUCAUAAGCGAUGAUUCUGUUACAUAUCUUUUGGAACAUCCACAAGGAUUAAAAGCCAUGCUUACUCUAACAAAUGGAAAAUUUCUUACCUCAAAUUUUAUUGAUCAACUACUAAACAAUGAAUACGAUCAAAAGUAUGAAGUUUCUAUUUUGCCUCCUGCCGAUUUUAACAUCCAACAAAACCACUUUUUAGCAGGAUUCUGUGAUUUAGCUGGUUAUUUCAGUAUUAUAAUUUCUGAUGAUACGAGUGAUCUUGAAGUGAAGUUGUGCUUUUUAAUUAGAACAAAUCUUCCACAACAAAAAGAUCCUACUAUCUUUCAAAAAGUACAGUCAGAAUUUGGAGGUUCAAUCUAUUUAGACGACGAAACAGGAAUUUACCAUUAUGAGGCUUCUUCUUUUCAAACCAAUCUCAAGACAGUAGCUUACUUUGAUCAGUUUCAUUUAAAUUCUACCAGAUUUGUGGAUUACUUUAAAUGGAGAAAGGCUUAUCGUGUUAUUCAAAGAGGUGAACAUCAUAAUCAAAAGGGAUUAGCAAAAUUAACAAAACUAAAAGGAUCUAUGGUACAUAAAUAUGAAUCUUCAGUAUAAGCAGCUUACAACAUAUAUGUAUAUGUAUAU
Messenger RNA from Rhizophagus irregularis DAOM 181602=DAOM 197198, 1035 nucleotides. RefSeq lists its product as uncharacterized. The record is from RefSeq and is a predicted model, not a curated record. Gene Ontology annotation, molecular function: endonuclease activity. Lineage: Eukaryota; Fungi; Glomeromycota; Glomeromycetes; Glomerales; Glomeraceae.